UAAAUAUAAUUGAUAGUCUCACAACAAUGACCCUGAUAUGGACUUAUAUAGAAAUAUAAUGAUGAUAAUAAUAAAAAGUGCAGUGGGAGAAACGAACUGUUAUUGAAACAGAAAACGUACAUUAUUAGGUAUAUAUUAUUUUUGUUGUUACAAUUUUAUAUAUGUCUGUUAAACAAUUUGUUUAUUUUGAAUUGAGACGGUUUUCAGUGUUGAGUGUUGAGAGUGCAUUUAUAAAUAAUAAUUUACAGACUACUUAACGACGUCUAUAAACAAUUUCUAAAAAUAUCAACUACUUACAAAUUUUAAAGUGUUUUUAAAAAGUGUGUUAAAAUUUUACGAGUGAUUGUUACUAUAUAGUGUGGAUUUUUUUCAAAAAGUGUAUUAAAAUUGAUCAACCUUUUUCCGCUUCAAGGUAGAUAAAUCAGCAUCAAAAUGCCUGAAACGGUAACGGAACAUGUCGUUAUGACACCAAAAUGUAAAACGGAAAAUUCCACAACAUUAAUUAUUGAAAGGCGAGCAGUAGAAAAAACAAGUGAUAAAAUGCAUGUGGCUGGCGGAGAUCAUACGGGAAUUGUGAUUAAUAAAGAAACUGUUGUGGAAAAUGGAGACGCAUCACCUGCACAAUUAUCAUUGGAAUUCCGAGUGUUCCUUGUCAGCACACAAACUGGUAAACACAAACAAGAAGCACGUACAUUACGAUUUUGGUUUAAACCAUCAUUAUUGGAAUCAGAACAGCCUUCAGUCGCACAAGAAUUCUUCCGUGAAUUAGUUAGUCCACAAGAAUUUCCACGAGAUUAUGUGGGAUUUAUUAAAAAAAUUAUGAAACUAAUGCAACAUCGAUAUGAAUCUCUGAAGAAAAUUGAAAUUGAAUUAAAACAAUUGGACGAUGUAGAAGAACCUCCAAAUAGACCACCUCGACCUGGCUACCUCUACAUUAUCAUAGGUCCUCCUUCUCCGACCACAUUACAAGCAUCUGCUGAUGACAAUAAUGAAGGUCAAAUUGUGGAACUUACAUUGGAAAAAGUUUUGGAGCUUCUUGAAUCUGCAUAUCCCAAUCCAAUAACUAUACAAGAUUUGGCAAAUGAUAAUAAUUGGGAUGAAACAGAAGUAACCAACAUUUUAGCAGAACUGACAUCCCGCGGUUUGGUAAAAUCUUUGGAAAAUGGUAUUGCAUUUACACGCGCACAACAAGAAGCUGAUCAAGCUGUUACAAUUGUUAAACAAAUGCCAACAAUGGCGAGUGGAAAACAACCAACAAUUGCUAUAAUUACCGCACAAUAUUGUGAGAAGGUUGCUGUUGAUGCAAUGAUUGAAAACAAGGAGACAUUUGUACGUUACACAACUGUCGGUAGUUCUCCGAAUAGUCCUGAUGGUGAUACUAAUACAAUUCGACGUACACGAUAUUUUGGUGAAUCGAACGUUUACACCUUGGGUAAUAUUGGUGCACAUCGUGUUGUUAGUACAAAACUACCCACGGUUGGACAUAGUCGUGAAGCUAUGAUUGCUGCAGGAAAUACAACUACCCGAUUAUUGGGUACAUUCCAACGAGUUGAUUUUGUACUAUUAGUUGGAGUAGCUGGCGGUGUACCACAUUAUACGGAUUAUUCGAAACAUGUACGGCUAGGUGACGUUGUUGUAUCAGCGGCGUCUGAAAAUAAAGAUAAGAAAUACGUCUACGUGUAUUGUAAUAACGCUCGAAAAGCUGAAAAUAACUACGAGUUUGAAUUAAAACCAUAUUCGCCAGCAAGUGAUAUUUUACAAACAUUAGCAAAACAAUUAAAAUUAGCUUCCGAAGAGAAUGGUGCACCACCACCAUGGUUGGAUUAUUUAUCAGAUGGUUUACAAAAGUUACAAGCAAACAAUGCUGAAACAGAUUUCAAAGCACCACCUGUAGAGUCUGAUAAAUUGUAUAUGUCUAUUGGAGAACGUGAUCUUAUUGAAGUUGCUCAUCCUGUACCUUCUGACAGUUCAGUUAAAAGGUAUGAAGGUUGUCCUAGAAUACAUCUUGCACCAAUAGCAUCCGGGCGAAAAAUCACACGAGAUGAUCAAUUACGUCAACAUUUUUCGGUAAAAACAGGUGCAUUGGCAUUUGAUGGUGAAUUUGACACAGUCAUUGAAUCCAUACUUGGUAAUUGUCGUGAUAAUUUUGUGUGUAUUCGUGGUAUUGCUGAUUACAAAGAUGGUUCAAGGCGUAAAGAAUGGCAACCGUAUGCAUCAUUAGCAGCAGCUAGCGUUAUGAAAGCUAUUAUUUGUGGGAUGGAUGCACCGACAAAUGUUUAAUUUUUAGAAAAUCGAAAACAUUUUAUUUUUUCUCUAAUCUGCGUUUAAACUAAAUCUGAUAGAAUUUUUAUAAUUUUAUUUUAUUGAAUCACUGGAUAUUUGGAACCACAUACUUAACGCACACUUAACGAUAUGGUUUAUUUUUUAUAUUGGUAGCAUUCCAUUCUCCUCAUAUAAUAAAUCUUAUAUUUAUAUUUUUAAAAAUCUUCCAAUACUAUUCCAUUAAUUUAACCUUCUUCAAACGCUACAUCUCACUCAUAAGCUCACUUUUUUCUUAAAACUAAUCCAUUUUUAACGAAUGGAUUAAAAAUGUUUGGUGCAAUUCGCGUUUAUUAUAAACAUAU
Chrysoperla carnea is the source of this 2624-nucleotide messenger RNA. RefSeq lists its product as uncharacterized. Gene Ontology annotation, molecular function: catalytic activity. The transcript is spliced from 11 exons. Lineage: Eukaryota; Metazoa; Arthropoda; Insecta; Neuroptera; Chrysopidae. Gene Ontology annotation, biological process: nucleoside metabolic process. The coding region runs from base 433 to 2280 and encodes 615 amino acids. The record is from RefSeq and is a predicted model, not a curated record.